UUGGGGAGCUCGGGGUCGGGGCGCUGGGGAGCCCAGUACCUCGGAACUCCAGAAGGCGGCGGGGAGCAGAGGAAACGUUUUCUUCUCUAUUUGCUGAGAAUAGUGCAUCUCUCCAAGCCCAUUCCCACUGCUCUCGAGCUGCCGGCCGUGGGGAAGAAUGGCGGUGAGCCACUCGGUGAAGGAGCGGACCAUCUCGGAGAACAGCCUGAUCAUCCUGCUGCAGGGUCUCCAGGGCCAGGUAACCACGGUGGACCUGCGGGAUGAGAGCGUGGCCCGGGGACGCAUAGACAAUGUCGAUGCUUUCAUGAACAUCCGCCUGGCUAACGUCACCUACACUGACCGCUGGGGGCAUCAGGUCGAACUGGAUGACCUCUUCGUGACAGGCCGGAACGUCCGUUACGUCCACAUCCCAGAUGACGUGAACAUCACCGCCACCAUCGAGCAGCAGCUGCAGGUCAUCCAUCGGGUGCGCAACUUCGGCGGCAAGGGCCAGGGCCGGCGGGAAUUUCCCUCCAAGAAGUACAAAUGAGCCUGUCCCCUCAGCAAGCCCCAAGCCCCUCUCAGGUUCCUCCAGAGUUGUACUGAGCCAGCUGCCUGCUCUCCCUCCCUGCCCAGAACCUGGGGAGGGAGCGGGGCCAGCCCAGAAGCUGGUGUCUCUGACGGACACCACCUGUCACACUGCCUUUCAUAGGGUCCCACUUCCCAGACUCACCUCGGGACCCAGAAUUCUAUUUGUCUGUGGCCUUGGGGUAGGUGACAAACCUCCCUUUUGAUCAUUUGCAUCUCUGAUUUACUGAUUUAGGGAAUCUGUCAAAUAGUCUUCGGCCCUGUCUCACUGACUGUUAUUAAAUGUGCUCAGCCUGAGCCACCCCUAAGUGUCCACCGGUUUCUCUUGCAUUUGUGUUUGUUUUCUCAUAAAUCUAAAUUUGGAUACAAACAAGUCCAUGCCUCUUGCUUCCCCUGAUGUGUGCUGGGCUCCUUGGUGGUUCCGUGCAGUAAGGCGCUGGCUCUCAGACUUGGCUGCACAUUGAAAUCACCUGUCCCACCAUCAGCUAUAUUUGCAUGUAAUUGGUAUGGGGUGUGGCCUGGGCAUUGGGAUUUUUUUAAGUUCCCUGAUGGUACUAAUACCAGCAAAGUUUGAGGACUCUAGUAGGAGAGUCCUUCAGUCUGGUUAGGUGGAAAGUGGCUUUUCUGUUCCAAUUCCGUGUUCAAGGGGCUCUUAGUCUCACUGCUAUUUCCUGAGAUGGAGAGGCUGGAGUAAUCCUGGGCCCUCCCCUAGAGUGGGAGCUCAUCCAACAGCAGGAAAUCAGGCUCCGAUUCUGAGAGUUGUUGGGUCCUCAGGGAAGAAGGGGUUCUCAGGUUAGAACCCAGGUCUUCCUUGUUGCUGCCUUGCAGCCGCACCACCCCUGCCACCAGCAAACUACCAUCUCAGUGAAAGGAGCUGAGAUGGUGGAACCAGAUGUGGAACCAGAGAGUUUGUCUUUAUCAAAUAAACAUGCACAGAGCAGCUGCCGGGUGCCAGGCCUUCUGCUGAGCUCACGUUGUUGAAUGCAACUUGGUC
Diceros bicornis minor is the source of this 1561-nucleotide messenger RNA. It is a transcript of the gene LSM10, whose product is annotated as LSM10, U7 small nuclear RNA associated. NCBI's taxonomy places the organism in Eukaryota, Metazoa, Chordata, Mammalia, Perissodactyla, Rhinocerotidae. The record is from RefSeq and is a predicted model, not a curated record. Gene Ontology annotation, molecular function: histone pre-mRNA DCP binding; U7 snRNA binding. The coding region runs from base 158 to 529 and encodes 123 amino acids. Gene Ontology annotation, cellular component: cytoplasmic U snRNP body; nuclear body. Gene Ontology annotation, biological process: mRNA 3'-end processing by stem-loop binding and cleavage. The transcript is spliced from 2 exons.